GUUUUUUAUUCCUGAAGUGUUUUAGGGAAGCUUAAUGUACUCAUUGGAUUAUUUGAAUUCGUGAUUAUACUGAAAUCAGCGUUGAUUAACUGUGCUGGUGUAAUACACGUUUAUUUAUUAAUUAAUACAACAUGUGAAUGUUGGAGGAUAAUGACGGCACACACAUUCUAUUCAUACUGCUGUAUGUCAUGAAACAUGUUGCGUGAUCCUAAAACAUUGCUGGUUAUGUUGCUCCUCCCAAUUAGGGGGAGCUGCUGAGUUUCUUCUUUGAAACAUAAUACAUAACUUACGAGAUAAUAUUUUCAAUCUGGUCAUAUGCUCCUCAUCUCUCCUACCAUUGGAUAGCAUUCCCCUGUAUAUUUAACGUGUUGAUUUAAGUUGUCACAAAAGAUUGUGUCACAAAAGAUUUGUGUCACAAAAGAUUGUGUCACAAAAGAUUGUGUCACAAAAGAUUGUGUCACAAAAGAUUGUGACCUUCUGUUCACUCUUGGCGUAUGCUUUCUUUCUAAAUCAGUACCAAGUACCGAGUGCACAUGCCUCAUUACAAAGGCUUCUUCUACUGUGUACACAUCUAACACAGAACAGAUGUACUAAGUCCAGUUUCUUGGGUAAAAAGUUAUCUCUCAUUUCAUUCUUGCGAGACUGUCUGGAAGGUAACUGCUGCCACUUGUGUCCGUCUCCUCGGGUCACUGUGUUAUGGCCUAAGGAUAAACUUUCUGAGUCUCACUCUUGUGCGCAUGAAGUAAUAUUUGACGUCUAUUCAAUUCAUAGAAUUCUGCACCGGACGAAGCGAGGAUCCACUCCAACAUGCAGUCCAAGUUAUACCACUAGAAACACAUUGGGACUGAAAAUCAUUACCUACUGACCACCAUCAUCAGCUGAUUACUAGCACAAACUGAUCAUCAUCACCAACUGACAACUACAGUAUCACCAACUGACCACAAUUACCUACUGGCCACUAUUCCCAACUGAUCAUUAUCACAAUAGACAUUCAUCACCAACUGACAAUUAACCCUAACUAACCACUAUCAACUGACCACUAUCAACCACUGACCACUAUCAUCAACUGACCAUUAUCACAAUAGACCACUAUCAGCCACUGACCACUAUCGCCCACUGACCACUAUCAUCAACUGACCAUUAUCACAAUAGACCACUAUCAGCCACUGACUACUAUCAUCAACUGACCAUUAUCACAAUAGACCACUAUCAGCCACUGACCACUAUCAACCACUGACCACUAUCAUCAACUGACCAUUAUCACAAUAGACCACUAUCAGCCACUGACCACUAUCAGCCACUGACCACUAUCGCCCACUGACCACUAUCAUCAACUGACCAUUAUCACAAUAGACCACUAUCAGCCACUGACCACUAUCGCCCACUGACCAUUAUGAGUCAUAAGGAGACACCGGACACCAUGGAGUGGUGGAAGAAAACGAUUGUUUACCAGAUCUACCCGAGAUCUUUCCAGGACUCAAAUGGUGACGGCAUCGGCGACAUUCCAGGUAGGACACCCACAUCUACCCCACACACACGUACCCCACACACACGUACCCCACACACACGUACCCCACACACACGUACCCCACACACACGUACCCCACACACACACGCACCCCACACACACACGAACCCCACACACACACACACCCCACACACACACAUACCCCACACACACGUACCCCACACACACGUACCCCACACACACGUACCACACACACACGUACCGCAAGUUCAUGUUUUAGAGCCAUAAAGCCAGCGGAGCAAUGUCAUGUUUUAUAGCCAUAAAGCCAGCGGCGCAAGUUCAUGUUUUAUAGCCAUACAAACAUUGGCCGAGCUUACUAUAAGCAAGUACAUAAAGUUAAUUUUAGCAUCAUUAUUUAUAAAUAAAACCGCUGUCAAACAUAGAUGAACUGGUCGAAAUAUAAAUACUUGAGGUUGAAUUGACUUUAAAAUUGUUGAAAACUAUGUGCCACCAGCUACUGUUAAAACUGCCAUUUUCUUUUAACCCCAUGCAGGAAUAAUUUCACGUUUGGAUCACUUCACCGCAUGUGGCAUAGGGGCCAUUUGGCUGAGCCCAUUUUACAAAUCUCCGAUGUUGGAUUUUGGCUACGACAUUGAGGAUUUCCGUGAUGUGGACCCAAUGUUUGGUACCCUGAGAGACUUUGACCAGCUCGUGUCGGAGGCUCAUAGGAGAGGUCAGUGGUUCUCAAACAUAGGCAUCUCCUUUCCUACAUCCCAUAAGAAGCGUAGUUCUAUGGUCGUUAAUUCGUCCUUAUGUUAGGUAGUCUGCCCACUACAUGAGUCGAAACGUCUACUAAUGACGGUAAUGGCAGGCAAGUAUUCAUAUAUAUAGCACCGAGAAUCGACAUAGAACUCUCUAAAAUACUUUACGCUUCAUUAUCAUAUUCUAGAUUUAAUCCCCCCCCCCCCACGUACAAUGUAUUGACAGCAAUAUGUAAUUGCUCUACCCAAAAGAUAUCUUUUUAUGAAUGCUCAUCAAUCACAUAUGACGGUAAUGGCAGGCAAGUAUUCAUUUAUAUAGCCCCGAGAAUCGACAUAGAACUCUCUAAAAUACUUUACGCUUCAUUAUCAUAUUCUAGAUUUAAUCCCCCCCCCCCCCACGUACAAUGUAUUGACAGCAAUAUGUAAUUGCUCUACCCAAAAGAUAUCUUUUUAUGAAUGCUCAUCAAUCACAAAUGCCUAAACAGCUUACAUACAAAGUAUGUAUUUAUAUUGAGUCAUACUAAUAUAUGAAUUGUGACUGUCAUAGAAAGAAACCCAUUCCAAACGAAAGUCGUAUAAGGGAGUUUAACAUGAUUUUAUUGUGCUCAGCCUUCCUAAUGCCUUGACCUUUUAGUACAGGUCCUCAUGUUAUGGUGACCCCCCCCCCCAGGCAUAAGAUAAUUUUGUUGUUACUACAUAAAUAUGUCAUGCGUUUUCCGGUGGUUUUAGGCGACCCACGUGUAAGGGUCGUUCGACACGUCAAAGGGGUCUCGACCCACAGGUCGGGGACAGCUUUUGUAUAUGAUUCUGAUGACAUUUUUGCUUCAAAUGGUGAUGAGCCUUCGCUUUAUCCUAAUUUCGAUUAGCAAAUGAAUUUAUACUUGAUGAACACUAACAGGUGGAUCCAGAGGCGUAGCGAGGGUGUUUGGCGCCCGGGGACAAGAUUCGCGCCCGGGGACAAGAUCCAUUUUAAAGCGCCCCCUUUUCUUUUUUUCAACUCUCAAACCCAUUGUUUUUACCAAUAAUAUAUCAAAGCACAUUUUGGCUCCCCUAACUAGCUCUAUCCCCCUGCCCCCUGCCCCACCCCCCAAAUCGCUACGCCUCUGGGUGGAUCAGCUACAUUUGACAAACACAAACGUAUUUUUUUCAAUGCCAACUUUAAAAAACUGGAUGAAACAGUUUUUAAUUUAACUUAUCCAACAACAACAAAACACAAAAAUGAAUAGUUCCUGGUUGAUUUAUCCAGAUAUCAAAAUCAUUGUGGACUUUGUACCCGGCCACACAAGCGACCGCCAUCUUUGGUUCCAGAAGAGCGUCAGACGCGAAGAUCCUUACACAGACUUCUACGUGUGGCAUGACGGGAAGGUUGAUGACACGGGCAAGCGAGUCCCACCCAACAACUGGGUACACUACUUUACUUUGGCUUACUUUUAAUUACUUCACUUUGAAUUACUAUAAUUGGCCCACGUUGCUUUAGCCUUUGGGUAAAACACCAAGUCUAGCAAAGACUUGUGUCUUGUACCAGGCCGGGUGGGGGGGGGGGGGGGGGGGGGGGGGGGGGGGAAGUAGGAUGUAUGAUCACUUGGGGAGGAUACCGAAUAUACUACUUGGGAAUGGCACUGAAUAUUCUACUUUGGGAGGGCACUGAAUAUACUACUUGGGGAAGUCACUGAUUAUACUAGUUGGGGAGGUCACUGAAUAUACUAGUUGGGGAGGUCACUGAAUAUACUAGUUGGGGAGGUCACUGAAUAUUCUAUUAGGGGAGGGCCCUGAAUAUACAGUAUAUACAAAUUGGCCAAUCUUCAUCAAUAAACAUUACUACAAAUGACAUAUCUAGAGUCUGGUGUACUACAGAUGAAAUAUCAAGGGUCAUGUGUACUACAGGUGACACCGUGUCAAGGGUCUUGUGUACUACAGAUGACAUACCAAAGGCCUCGUGUGCUACAGAUGACAUACCAAAGGCCUCGUGUGCUACAGAUGACAUACCAAAGGCCUCGUGUGUUACAGAUGACAUAUCAAGUUUCUGGUGCCGAAGACAUCACAAGGAAAAGAUGGUCGUGGAAAGGGCACACUCUUCAUAAACCCAUAGAAAUAACCUCACAAGACAAUCCUUAACAUGGAAUCAACGGGGACAACAGAAGAGAGAAAAGACAUGGAGACGCGUUCUAGAGCGAGAGGCAGAUACGCAACGUAUGGGCUAUACUUGGAAUCAACUGAAAAGGAAAUUACAGGACAAGAGAUGAAUGCAAAUUUCGUGUAGUCGGCCCAGGUCAAAGGCGUACUGAUUUGAUAUAACUACAAUCAGUAUACUAUAAUCAAUAUACUACAAUAUGGCUUACGUUUGAUGUGUAUGCUUAAAGUUUUUGUGGUUCUCGUAAGUAAGUUGCGGCGACCCGUGAAUAAGUCGCGGCACCCGGUGAGUAAGUGGCGGCACCCGGUAAGUGGCGGCACCCCGGAGUCACUAACUAUAACUAUCCUUUCCCCCAAGAACGUCAGCUGACAAUGACUACUGAAUCCAUCCCCAAAGCUGUUUAUCCACCCGUGGCAGCUACAGUGGUCAGUUUACCAUCUCCUUGGUUGAGAGGCAGACAACUAGACUCAAGUGCUACCGUGGUCAGUUUACCAUCUCCUUGGUAGAGAGGCAGACAACUAUACUAAAGUGCCACCGUGGUCAGUUGACCAUCUCCUUGGUUGAGAGGCAGACAACUAUACUAAAGUGCUACCGUGGUCAGUUUACCAUCUCCUUGGUUGAGAGAGACAACUAUACUAAAGUGCUACCGUGGUCGGUUUACCAUCUCCUUGGUUGAAAUGCAGAUAACUAUACUAAAGUGCUACCGUGGUCAGUUUACCAUCUCCUUGGUUGAGAGGCAGACAACUGUAGUAAAGUGCUACCGUGGUCAGUUUACCAUCUCCUUGGUUGAGAGGCAGACAACUAUACUAAAGUUCUACCGUGGUCGGUUUACCAUCUCCUUGGUUGAGAGGCAGACAACUAUACUAAAGUGCUAUCAUGGUCGGUUUACCAUCUCCUUGGUUGAGAGGCAGACAACUAUACUAAAGUGCUACCGCGGUCAGUUUACCAUCUCCUUGGUUGAGAGGCAGACAACUAUACUAAAGUGCUACCGUGGUCAGUUUACCAUCUCCUUGGUUGAGAGGCAGACAACUAUACUAAAGUGCUACAGUGGUCAGUUCACCAUCUCCUUGGUUGAGAGGCAGACAACUAUACUAAAGUGCUACAGUGGUCAGUUCACCAUCUCCUUGGUUGAGAGGCAGACAACUAUACUAAAGUGCUACAGUGGUCAGUUCACCAUCUCCUUGGUUGAGAGGCAGACAACUAUACUAAAGUGCUACCGUGGUCAGUUGACCAUCUCCUUGGUUGAGAGGCAGACAACUAUACUAAAGUGCUACCGUGGUAGGUUUACCAUCUCCUUGGUUGAGAGGCAGACAACUAUACUAAAGUACUACCGUGGUCGGUUUACCGUCUCCUUUGUUGAGAGGCAGACAACUAUACUAAAGUGUUACCGUGGUCAGUUUACCAUCUCCUUGAUUGAGAGGCAGACAACUAUACUUAAGUGCUGCCGUGGUCAGUUUACCAUCGCCUUGGUUGAGAGGCAGACAACUAUAGUACAGUGCAUAUUUUUUAAAUAAUUAACACAUUGCAGGGAGUGCAGGGAGGGUAAGGAGGCUAGUGAGGUUAGGGAGGAUUGGGAGGGUAGGGAGGGUAGGGAGGGUAGGGAGGGUAGGGAGGGUAGGGAGGGUUGGGAGGGUAGGGAGGGGUGGGAGGGUAGGGAGGGUUGGGAGGGUUGGGAGAUGCGUAGGGAGGAUUGGGAGGGUAGGGAGGGUAGGGAGGGUAGGGAGGGUAGGGAGGGUAGGGAGGGUUGGGAGGGUAGGGAGGGUUGGGAGGGUUGGGAGGGUUGGGAGGGUUGGGAGAUGCGACACCAAACAAAACAAUGGACGUCUCGGCUGAAGACCUUCAACAACCAAAAGACAGCAGAUGAUUAAACCACACAUUAGCUUUGUGGAAGACAGAAUUGUUUCGAUUCUCCAAUCUAACAAAUUCCAAUCAAGACAGAAAUUGUUCCAAUCUCCAAUCUAAUACAUUUCUAUCCAAUUUAGUCAAGUCGUCUUUUUUUUGAUGAAGAUAAUUUAACAACUUUGCAACACACGUGCUUAUUCCUUAAUACCAAUUCUAUCUGAGAGAAGAUAUCAGUGUGUUGGGUCUCUCUGUCAGCCAACCUAACUUGUCAACUGUCUCUCUGUCAGCCAACCUAACUUGUCAACUGUCUCUCUGUCAGCCAACCUAACUUGUCAACUGACUGUCAUUUUAAUUUGAUACCUAAAAUUUAUAUACAUUUUUUUUUUAUUUCCGACCAGAUCAGUGUCUUUGGAGGUCCAGCAUGGGCAUGGAAUGAAGAGAGGGGGCAGUUCUACUACCGGCCAUUUAUGGCAGAGCAACCCAAACUGAAUUACCGAUGUCCCUUGGUGGUCAAGGAAAUGAAGGUAACGUUGUUUUUUUUUUUAACUUGUCAAAAGACCUGCACUUCUUGCCUCUGUAUUUUAAAAAAAAAACAAUGUUCCAUUUCCGGCUAUCCUUCUUGCAGGUUAUAACUUCAUACACAUAUCUAGAAGAAUCUCUAUAUAGCUAUUCAUAUAUUUUUCUAGAAUACUCGAAGUAUAACUGUUCAUACAUAUUUCUAGAAGAAUUUCAUUAUAACUUUUCAUACAUAUUUCUAAAAGAAUCUCAAUAUAAUUGUUCAUACAUAUUUCUAGAAGUGUUCAUACAUAUUUCUAGAAGAAUCUCAACAAAACUGCUAAAAAUAAUCUCCCGUGGGUUCUGACAUAUGAAAAGGGAAAUAUGAUAUUAUGGUAUUGACUUUAGGAAAGUGCACUGUGCACUCACUAUCAUCUAUGCAGAUGUGUGAGGACCUCACGAUGUUGUUUGUAGGAUGUUGUCAGGUUCUGGAUGGAGCACGGCGCCGACGGACUCAGGGUGGACGCCAUCUCUCAGAUCAUGGAGGCAGCAGACAAAACGUUGGACGAGCCAAGAAACCUGGAAGUCGACUGUCCACCGGUAAGUGGCCAUCUUGCGUUUAGAUUACAGGGCUUUUACAUUUAAUGUCGUCACUUUAAGUCAUCGUAGAAUCAAAAGAUGGCCUAGGCGUAUUGAAUAUACUUAAAGCGCGCAUGUGGACUUGAGAUCAUCCAUAUCUCAUAUUGAGAAAACGAACUCUCAAAACAAAAAUGAUGUGAAUUUUAACCAGCUGUUGAAAGAUCUGAAAAAAAAAGCAAAUGGUUAUAGUGUUAUUUUACUGAUUUUAACUAAAUGUAGUAUUUGUAUAUUUAUUUCAGUUUAGAAUAUAUAGAGUCUUUGACAACAAAUAUUUUUCCUUAAUAAUUGCAUAUCCGCUUAACAUUAAAUGAAUUUAGCUUCAGUGUAAUCAUUGGCGUCACUAGUGGGGUGCGCGGGAGCAGAACGCACUAGGUGACACAAUUAUAGUGAAUCCUCCUACUUUAAUUAUUGUAAUGUCAUCACUGACUCAAGAAAGCCUGAUUAUAUGUUUAGGUCUGUUUUGUUUGGCGUCAAAAUAUAAAUUCCUUUUAUUCGGGGCAGAUUGUUUCCUUUAUAGUUUGAUGUCUUGCCACAACAUAUUUAAUUGAAAACAAAAUAUCACAUAUUUUGAUGUCUUGUCACAACAUAUUUAAUUGAAAACAAAACAUCACAUAUUUUGAUGCCUUGUCACAACAUUCAAUUGAAAACAAAACGUCACAUAUUUUGAUGUCUUGUCACAACAUAUUUAAUUGAAAACAAAACAUCACAUAUUUUGAUGCCUUGCCACAACAUAUUUAAUUGAAAACAAAACAUCACAUAUUUUGAUGCCUUGUCACAACAUUCAAUUGAAAACAAAACGUCACAUACUUUGAUGCCUUGUCACAACAUAUUUAAUUGAAAACAAAACAUCACAUAUUUUGAUGUCUUGUCACAACAUAUUUAAUUGAAAACAAAACAUCACAUAUUUUGAUGCCUUGCCACAACAUUCAAUUGAAAACAAAACGUCACAUAUUUUGAUGUCUUGUCACAACAUAUUUAAUUGAAAACAAAACAUCACAUAUUUUGAUGCCUUGCCACAACAUAUUUAAUUGAAAACAAAACAUCACAUAUUUUGAUGCCUUGCCACAACAUAUUUAAUUGAAAACAAAACAUCACAUAUUUUGAUGCCUUGCCACAACAUAUUUAAUUGAAAACAAAACAUCACAUAUUUUGAUGCCUUGCCACAACAUAUUUAAUUGAAAACAAAACAUCACAUAUUUUGAUGCCUUGCCACAACAUAUUUAAUUGAAAACAAAACAUCACAUAUUUUGAUGCCUUGCCACAACAUAUUUAAUUGAAAACAAAACAUCACAUAUUUUGAUGCCUUGCCACAACAUAUUUAAUUGAAAACAAAACAUCACAUAUUUUGAUGCCUUGCCACAACAUAUUUAAUUGAAAACAAAACAUCACAUAUUUUGAUGCCUUGCCACAACAUAUUUAAUUGAAAACAAAACAUCACAUAUUUUGAUGCCUUGCCACAACAUAUUUAAUUGAAAACAAAACAUCACAUAUUUUGAUGCCUUGCCACAACAUAUUUAAUUGAAAACAAAACAUCACAUAUUUUGAUGCCUUGCCACAACAUAUUUAAUUGAAAACAAAACAUCACAUAUUUUGAUGCCUUGCCACAACAUAUUUAAUUGAAAACAAAACAUCACAUAUUUUGAUGCCUUGCCACAACAUAUUUAAUUGAAAACAAAACAUCACAUAUUUUGAUGCCUUGCCACAACAUAUUUAAUUGAAAAAAAAACGUCACAUAUUUUGAUGUCUUGCCACAACAUAUUUAAUUGAAAACAAAACAUCACAUAUUUUGAUGUCUUGCCACAACAUAUUUAAUUGAAAACAAAAAAAUCACAUAUUUUGAUGCCUUGCCACAACAUAUUUAAUUGAAAACAAAACAUCACAUAUUUUGAUGUCUUGCCACAACAUAUUUAAUUGAAAACAAAACAUCACAUAUUUUGAUUGAUGGAACAUUUUGACUAUAAAUGGAAAAAUGCUUUGCUGAUUAAAAAAACAACAAAAGAAAACAACAGAAGGGUGUGCGGAGCAACUUUCUGGGGUUCUAGGAACAGACCUGGGAUGCAAUUUCCAGGAAUAUCAUGACCGAGCUCUUUGAUUAAGUCAAAGACAUAGUAAUAUUGUUUAUGGGUAGGGGAUGAGUGGGUGUUGUCCGUUUAGACGUGGCGUUCGAUCAAAAGUAAUUAUUUCAUCGUUCAUAAAUAUUGCUAAAAUAUCAGAGUGACGCUCUGACAUUUGUAAAAAAAUUAUGAAAGUAAACAAUUUGUUCAUUUGCCAUAUAAAUGUUUUUUUUUUUUUAUUUUAACUUUUUCAAGGGAGGCUACUACCAAAAUUGCAGGUAUUAAAGCAUUAAAUUAAGUUGUUUCCCUUGUAUCUCUAAUCUUUAAAAGUAAAGGGGGCGGGACCAAAAAAUCAUGUCACAAAAUAAAAUAAAUUACAAUCAAGAUUCUUGCUUCGUUUCAUAUUUGCGUUGAUUUGUUUUUUCAAUAUAUCAAAAUUCAUUAGUUAUAUUUGCAUUGUAAGCUUAAAUCUCUCCAUUUCUUGAUUUCCUACUAUAUUGGUGAUAUAUAUAUAUAUAUAUAUAUAUGAUGUGGUUUCUGCUUACUUAAAGGAUCAGUAUGAGUAUCUGAACCAUAUCUACACUGCAAUGCACCCUGACGGCUUCCCUCUUGUACAAGACUGGAGAGAUGUGCUGGAUGAAUUUCAACAAAAGGAUGGUGUUAUUAGGUUAGUGCGGUGGCGUUAGUAGGUCAGUGCGGUGGCGUUAGUAGGUCAGUAGGUCAGUGUGAUGGCGUUUGUGGGUCAGUACGAUGGCGUAAGUGGGUCAGUGCGAUGGCGUUUGUGGAUCAGUGCGAUGGCGUUUUUGGGUCAGUGCGAUGGCGUUAGUGGGUUCAGCGCUCAAUUCCAAUUUAAUGUCUGCACAGCAAGAAAUGUAUAACCGAAAAAGAUACCAGCAGUACGAUGGUCAUUUCCUAACGUGUACCAGUUCAGUAAACUGCACUGAAAUUUUUGAAAUAAAACCAGAUUUUAUUUGUCACGCUUUAACAUCAUAAUAGCAUUUAUAUUUCUUAGUCUGUUUGGCUUUAUUAUGAUAACGCUUAUUCUUGUGAAAAGGGAUUUAGAAACUUUAAAAAGAAAUGACUGUCAUUUUUACAAUGUAGCUAAUUCUUAGAAUAUUAAAAAAACAAAAAAAAACAAUCAUUUUAGCUGAUAUAAAUAUCACACCGUUGAGUAAAUCAUACAUUUAUUUUUAAUCGAGUAAUUCAUUCAAUCAGUAAGAUUAUUAUUUUCAAUCCUUCAACAUUUGAUAUUCCAUUACUUUGAAAUGUUAAUGUAUAAGGAACUCUAAAAAAUUUACCAUUUUACCAGAAACCUUUCUGUCCAGUUGAUUGUCUUUCAAAAACAAAACACAUAGAUAGAAAGGACCUGCCCCCCUCCCCCAGGUCCAACUUUACUAUCAUCUUUACACAUCUUUUACCUUGUUGCACUGGGACAUGCAGACUGGCAAAACACCACCCAACCCCCAACUUCACUAUUCACACAUAUACAUCAUUCCCCCUCCCACCCCACUAUUCACACAUUUACACCAUUCUCCCCCCCCCCUCUCUCACUAUAAAGACGCAAAUGACCUGGAAUAUGUCCACCGUAAAAAAUCCUAUAUUAAAUCUCAUUGCAACUGUCGCCCGACAUCAGCUUACCACAGAGCUUAAAGCUUAAGCUCAUGUUGUUCUGCAUUGUAUUUUUUUUAAAGGGAACGCUCCAGGCUUGUAAAUAACUCGUUGUUAGCCGUUUGGCUGCAAGUUGUAGCUUUGAGGUGUCAGGACUAGGUAAUGCACAUGGCAUACUUUGAGGUGUCAGGACUAGGUAAUGCACAUGGCAUACUUUGAGGUGUCAGGACUAGGUAAUGCACAUGGCAUACUUUGAGGUGUCAGGACUAGGUAAUGCACAUGGCAUACUUUGAGGUGUCAGGACUAGGUAAUGCACAUGGCAUACUUUGAGGUGUCAGGACUAGGUAAUGCACAUGGCAUACUUUGAGGUGUCAGGACUAGGUAAUGCACAUGGCAUACUUUUAGGUGUCAGGACUACGUAAUGCACAUGGCAUAUGUCAAAUGUCAUUUCUGGUUUACGCAUUUGUGUUUAGUUGUAUGUGAGGGGAAAAGUGUGGGGGGGGGGUGGUUAACAUAUAUAUAUAUAUAUUUGUGUAGCUCAUUUCAUGAACCCACGUGUGGGUGUGGGUCAUUUACCCACAAGUGAUUGUCUUAAUCAUGAACUGUGGUUGGCUUAAUAGAUCCCUUACUUUUUUUUUUAAAUCUCAUUUGUUUUGUGGGGAUAUUUGAUGUUGGGUGUUGUGCAGAUGGUGGAUAUGGUGGAUGUGUGGAUGCUGUGGAUACCGUGGAUGUUGCGGACAGUGUGGAUGUUGUGGAUAUGGUGGAUGUGUGGAUAUGGUGGAUGUUGUGGAUAUGGUGGAUGUGUUGAUGUGUGGAUAUGGUGGAUUUUGUGGAUAUGGAUAUGGUGAAGCUUGUGGAUUUGUAUAAUUUACGGAUAUAUGGGGGAUGUAGGGGGAUAUUGUUGAUGUGGUGAACAGUCUUGGUGUGGUGGAUAUGGUGGAUGUCGUGGAUAUGGUGGAUGUGGUGGGUAUGGUGGAUGUGGUGGGUAUGCUGGAUGUGGUGGGUAUGCUGGAUGUGGUGGGUAUGCUGGAUGUGGUGGGUAUGCUGGAUGUGGUGGGUAUGCUGGAUGUGGUGGGUAUGCUGGAUGUGGUGGGUAUGCUGGAUAUGGUGUAUUUUGAAUUGGUGAUGGAUGUAUUGGAUGUGUCGGAUAGGGAUACUAUGGUGGAUAUGGUGAUGUGAUGGAUAUGUUGGAUAUGCUAGACUUCGGGGAAACGGGAUGUGGUGGAUAUGACAGAUGUGAUGGAUGAGGUGGAUUUAUAUUGGUGGUGGAUAUGGUGAAGGCUGUGUAUUUGCAAAUGUUGUGGAUGUGGUUUAGGUAGCGGCUGGUUCCUGCAUAUUAGAAAGAACAGAUUUGCGACCCAGUUCAUAGGUUGUUAUUUUUCAAAAAUCCAUUUUUACCUUAUGAAUAUGGCAGGUGACGUUUUUUUCUUUAUGAAUAUGGCAUUUUACUUUUUUUUUUCUUUCUGAAUAUGACAUAUUACUUUUUUAUGAAUAUGGUAGAUAACAUAUUUUUCUUUCUGGAUAUGGCAGAUCACAUUUUGUGUUAAUGAAUAUGGCAGAUUACAUUUUUUGUUAAUGAAUAUGGCAGAUUACAUUUUUUGUUAAUGAAUAUGGCAGAUUACAUUUUUUGUUAAUAAAUAUGGCAGAUUACAUUUAUUGUUAAUUUAUAUGGCAGAUUACAUUUUUUGUUAAUGAAUAUGGCAGAUUACAUUUUUUGUUAAUGAAUAUGGCAGAUUACAUUUUUAUUUAUCAAUACGUAGGAUUAUAUUUUUUCUUCAUGAAUAUAGGCAGAUAAAAUUUCUUAUUGAUGAAAAUGACAGAUAACUUUUUUUUAAAUGAAUAUGGUGGAUUACAUAUGUUUUCUUUAUGAACAUGGUAGAUUACAUAUGUUUUCUUUAUGAACAUGGUAGAUUACAUAUGUUUUCUUUAUGAACAUGGUAGAUUACAUAUGUUUUCUUUAUGAACAUGGUAGAUUACAUAUGUUUUCUUUAUGAACAUGGUAGAUUACAUAUGUUUUCUUUAUGAACAUGGUAGAUUACAUAUGUUUUCUUUAUGAACAUGGUAGAUUACAUAUGUUUACUUUAUGAACAUGGUAGAUUACAUAUGUUUUCUUUAUGAACAUGGUAGAUUACAUAUGUUUUCUUUAUGAACAUGGUAGAUUACAUAUGUUUUCUUUAUGAAUAUGGCAUUUUACUUUUUUUUUUUUUCCUGAAAAUGACAUAUUACUUUUUGUUAAUGAAUAUGGUAGAUAACAUAUUAUUCUUUCUGAAUAUGGCAGAUUACAUUUUUUCUCACACAUUUGACAACACCAGCUUCUAAUUUUAGCGUUGGUGUUUCAGGGUUGAAUCGCAUUAGGACAAAAAUAGUUUUUGUAUUCCAAUUAGCAGAAAUGUGUCAGGUCAAAUGUGACAUGUCUGGGUGGGAGGGUGGAGGUAGGGGGCUUAUAUGUAUAAUUUAUUUUUGGACCCACGGUUUUUGUUUCCUGACCAGGUUUAUGGUGAUUGAAGUCUACGAGGCCGGGCGUAACGUGUUCCGACAAUACGGCGGGAUACCUUUCAACAUGAACCUGGUGGACGACCUUGAGAAGAUGGGACUGUCAGGCGAGUCACUCGGGCAGUUGAUCAGGGAAGAGUAUGAUAACCUGCCACCAGGGGCGUGGCCUACUUUUGUUGUAAGUUUUAAAAAAACAAAGAAAACAGCAACCACCAAAAACAUCAACAAUCCAUUUGUCACAUCAAAAACGUGUUGAAAUGUGAUAACUGGCGCAUCAACAACAUAGGUUUGUCUUGCCCAGAUUGAUUUGUCUUACCCAGCAUAGGUUUGUCUUACCAAACGUAGGUUUGUCUAACCCAACAUAGGUUUGUCUUAUCCGACAUAGGCUUUUCAUACACAACAUAGGUUUGUCUUAUCCAACAUAGGCUUUUCAUACACAACAUAGGUUUGUCUCACCCAACAUAGGUUUGCCUUACCCAACAUAGAUUUGCCUUACCCAACAUAGGUUUGCCUUACCCAACAUAGGUUUGCCUUACCCAACAUAGAUUUGCCUUACCCAACAUAGUUUUGCCUUACCCAAGAUAGAUUUGCCUUACCCAACAUAGUUUUGCCUUACCCAACAUAGUUUUGCCUUACCCAACAUAGUUUUGCCUUACCCAACAUACGUUUGCCUUGGCCGACAUACGUUUGCCUUACCCGACAUAGGUUUGCCUUGGCUGACAUACGUUUGCCUUACCCGACAUAGGUUUGCCUUGGCCGACAUAGGUUUGCCUUACCCAACAUACAUUUGCCUUGCCUGACAUUCUUUGUCGUCUUCAGAUCGGAAACCAUGACCGCCACCGUGCCACUGCCAAGUUUGGUCGUCAGUACGCCGACCUGCUGAACGUGCUGCUGCUGACACUGAAAGGCACGCCCACCACAUACUACGGGGAAGAGAUCGGCAUGGAAGAGAUUAGCGUGUCGUAUGAAGACACACAGGACCCCUUCGGGAAGAACAUGGGACCGGUGAGUGGCUGGCGCCAUGCUCACACAAAGCUCUUACGGUACACACAACCGAUCCAGUGACACAAUAUAAAGUCCAUUUUUUAAACCAAAAUUCAUGUUUAAAUCCAUAAUACUAAAUUCGUUUUUCUUCGUACUUUUCUUUCUGGCUGGGUGGAAAUAUUUUCGAACGGCUAAAUGGCCCACUUCCCGUCAACCUAUCGAGCUGAAACUUGGCACAUGGAUUCGUUGCCGUUGACAACACGUUUUUUUUGAAGUUUUCAAACCCACCCUAAAAAGCAAAAAAAAAAAAAAAUAUGUUUCAAGGGAAAGAUGACCGAAGUAUUGGGGGGAAAUAUUUUCGGACGGCUAAAUGGCCCACUUCCCGUCAACCUAUCGAGCUGAAACUUUGCACAUGGAUUCGUUGCCGUUGAAAACACGUUUUUUUUGAAGUUUUCAAACCCACCCUAAAAAGCAAAAAAAAAAAAAAAAUAUGUUUCAAGGGAAAGAUGACCGAAGUAUGAUACCACUGAUUUGACGAAAUAAAAUUCCUGAUAACUGCGCUAAAUGAGAUUCUUAUAAAAAUAAAUAUCCCAAGUGCGUUUGGUGCUUAAUAUUUUCUUUUUAUUUUUCUGAAAUAGAAUGUGUAAUAAAUCUGCGGUGAAAAAGGCACGAAUGGAUCAUAAGAACACUAAUAUAAAAUAUAAUAAUUUUUUAAAAAAAACACACAUAAAGGCUUUAAACGAAAACUUUUUUUUUUUUUAAGGCAUUGUUGAAUUACCUUAAUUAAAACACCAUUGUUAUGGGCAUGUUAUCAACAUUCUAUCAGCAGCCCAUUCUGCAACAACAUUGUAGAUUGUUCAUUUUAAAAUACUUGCAAGAAACAUAAGUUAUAGCUCCCCCCUUCCAGCACUGAUUUCUAUGAUUUUUUGUGUAUCUCCAACAGAGCAGAUACAUGGUCUACUCACGCGACCCAUGCAGGGGGCCCAUGCAGUGGGACGACGCUGCUCAUGCUGGGUUCACCACAGGCGACCGCCCCUGGCUACCUGUCCACUCAAACUACCAGACAGUCAAUGUUAAGGUGACAUGAGCCGUGCAGUAACUUAAGAGCAGGGUGAUAUGUUUAGACAGCUGUAGUUGAUGUGGUUGCCUGUAGUUGAUGUGGUUGCUGUAGUUGAUGUGGUUGCUGUAGUUGAUGUGGUUGCUGUAGUUGAUUUUGUUGCUGUAGCUUUAUUUGGUUGAUGUAGUUGAUGUGGUUGCUGUAAUUUAACUGGUUGCUGUAAUUUAACUGGUUUCUGUAGUUUAACUGGUUGCUGUAAUUUCAGUGGUUGAUGUAAUUUCAGUGGUUGAUGUAAUUUAAGUGGUUGAUGUAAUUUCAGUGGUUGAUGUUGUUAAUGUGGUAGUUUCGGGUGCUGUUUAUUUUUUUAUUAUUUUUUUUUUUUUUUAUUUUUUUUUUUUGGGCUUUUUUUUUAUGAAAAACUUGGUUGGGCCAUUAACAGCACGCCACACUUUUCUUUCACAUUAUGAAUUAAAGCUACAAAAUAAUUUGCCAAAUUUCAUAAUAAGUGAAAUAAAAUCUCACCAAGCAGAUAAAACUCAAAAGUCUCAUGCGCUUUAAGGACAUUUUAUUAGAAUGUUUUUUUUAGUUUUUUUUAACAUUAAAAUUUUGGCUAGAUGUAUUUAUGACUAAACUUGUUCUUUUCUUUGCCCCUUUGUGAAUGUAACGUUAUACUGUAACUGCUAUAAUACGUUUAUAUUCUGACAAGAAGGAUGGGUAUCCUUCAGGACUGCAUUCACACCAGGGAGGCGACAGCAUAGCCUAGUUCUUUGAUAAACCCAACCUUUCGGUGUAUAUGCAUUAAUUAUCUUUCUACAUACAUCUGAGCUUAAAUCUUGGACGUACAUGUUUUGGGGGGGAGGGGGGGGGAGGUGGGCGGGAGGAGGUGUGUGUCCUAUAUAUCAGGGUUUUUUUUGUAUUAAGGAGAUGGUGCUAAUGGGAAAUGACAGCUGUCACCACACCAUUUCGUUAGAGAUUACAUUUGAUUCUUACGCUCUGCCGCCACACAGAUCCAGUCAGAUGACGGGGGGCCCCUGAGCAGUCUGAAGAUCUACAAGCUGUUGGCCAAGUUGAGGCAAGAGCCGGCAUUCCUGUGUGGUGAUGUGGAGUACGCUGUCUGUGACAGAGGUAGAAAUUUAAAAUAAUAAUUUAAAAAAAAAAUAAUAAUAAAAAAAAAAAACAGCUACACUUGCUACUGACGUUGUUACAGAUUCUUGUAAUGGGCUCUAAAUAUUAUGCAACAUAUGUGAUUUUGUUUGACAACUGCGGGUGAAAUUAAAGAUUUUUUUUUUUCAGGAAAUUAAACAUAAAAAGUUAAAAUUUGAAAAGUGUUCUUAAGAUUUUUUGCACCCGUAAAUGGUAGUAACAUUGGUCCAGGUGCAUCUACACAGGUGGGGGGGUCGGGGAAAAGGGGGGGGGGGAAGACGAAGCAAUUCUUCCAAUCUGAAAUCUGAUUUUUUUUUCAAUCUGGGAAAAAAAUAAUACGGGGGAAAAAAACAAUAAAAAUACUUUUUUGUUUUGUUUUUAAAUUAUAUUUAAGGACAAGGGGUGGUAAUUUUGUUAACAGGAAAAAAAUAUGUUUUGUCAGGCUUAGGCUUGAAGUUGAACGCCAAACUCCUAGCAUAGAGCAAAAAGUGUUUACCAUCAUUCAUGCAAUGAAUUUUAAGAAUUACGAUUAUAGACGUUCUAAAAGUAUUGAUUAAAUAUAAUCGCAGGAUUUUACCAUUCGAUUUGUUGAAAAAUUUGAAGAAUUUAAAUGAAGCUUUUUAGGGAAAUAGAAAUAGUUUUUAAGCCGUGUGUGUAGUCAACAAUGUCCUAAAAGAUUUUCAGCUUUAAAUGUUUGUAUUAAUCCAAUGUCAGCUGCCAAAUACAACAUCAAUACCAAGACUGACACAUAGUAUUUCUCAGAUCCAAGGUCUAUGAGGGGAAAGGGAGGUUGGCUUCCACCAUUCGGGAGAUGUGGACAGACGCAAAGGUCUAUAGGGAGAAGGGAGGUUGGCUUCCACCACUCGGGAGUUGUGGACAGACGCCAAGGUCUAUAGGGAAAAGGGAGGUUGGCUUCCACUACUCGUGACUUGUGGAAUGACGCCAAGGUCUAUAGGGAGAAGGGAGGUUGGCUUCCACCACUCGGGAAAUGUGGACAGACACCAAGGUCUAUAGGGGGAAGGGAGGUUGGCUUCCACCACUCUGGAAAUGUGGACAGACACCAAGGUCUAUAGGGGGAAGGGAGGUUGGCUUCCACCACUCGGGAGAUGUGGACAGACGCUCCUGCAAUGGUCUAGUCUUUUCUUUUUGAUUGGGUGGUACAUCUUUCCGAAGUCACCCCACAGAUUUAAGCGGUCGUUCGAAAAUUACGUCACGCUAAAGGGGGGGGGGGGAAGGGGGGGGUCGAGAAUUUGUGACAGGAGGGUGGGGGAAACAUUUGUUGCGUCACACUUUUUUAAAUCUAAAAGUUUCUUAUUUUGAAAAAAAUCUUUGAGUUAAUUUAAAAACAUUAAUUUGAGGUCGAAAUUGCCUCAGGUAUUAUAAGUACCGUGAGACUCAGUCGCACACACCUUCUGCACAUCUCGAAAAAUGACGCAAAAACUGUUGUGGCCUUUUUAAAUGUGCGUUUCACGUCAAAGUUUUUUUUAAUAAUACAACAUCUUAAUCCAUUAUGGGGAAAUCUUAAAGAAUAAAAUAAAAUCUUAGUUAAGUCAUGAAAAUUAAUAUAUGUUUUGAAUUUUUUUAGGUGUGACGUGACACUGAGAGAGGGUAGGAGGGGUAAAGAAUUUGUGACACUUUGUGGCAGGGGAGAGGGGUCUGAAGAUGUCAUUUUUGUCGUGACGUAAUUUGCGAACGUCCGUCCCCCUUACGGAUUAUUCUCUGAAAUAUAACUUCCACUUUAUGGUUGAUUCUGUUCCCAGACGUUUUCGCUUAUCUACGCCAGCACCCUGACUACAAGGACAGAUACCUGGUGCUGCUUAACCCUGGCAAGGCAGCGGUUCUCAAUCUGGACAUAACAGCGUCCCCCGUGGAGGCCCAGGAAGGCCGGGUUGUGGUCUGCACGCCUCACGUUGACCCGUCAAUGACCAUUGGUCAGCAGGUCAAGUUAAACCGUCUGAAUUUGAAGCCAGGAGAUGGGCUUGUUGUUAGAUUAGAUUAGAAUAGUGACGUGAAACUUAGGACGAAAUGAAAAAGGUGUCAACUCAUUAACUGAUGUUGUGUGUUUGUUGGGCGGUUGUCGUCAAUCCCAUUGGUUUAGGGGUUGUUGGUUUGUUUUUUUUUUCUCUUUUGGCUAUAAGCAACACUCGGUGACUGCCUGCAUCCAGUUACACAAAAAAAUUAAAAAUAAGUCAGUGAUGUUUAGGUCUUUAUACAAUUAUUUUUUUUUUUAAAUUUAGAUGCUGGAGAAUUUUUCUGUUUUCAAAAUAAAUAUUAGAUUUGUUAACUUCUUGUAACUGAAGCCAGGUAGCGAAAUGUAUUUCAGAAAAACGGCAUCAAAAGUGUGACUUAUCAUUUGGGAGAAAUACAAAAUUUACCACCAAAUUUGUGUCUGCUCAUCCUGACGAAAUGUCCAAUGGACCAUCCCAUGUGUGUCUGUUCAUUCUGGUGAAAUAUAAAAUUGACCAUCGAAUGUGGGUGUGUUCAUCGUGUUGAAAUAUCAAAUUGACCAUAAAGUUUGAGUCUGUUCAUUCUGGUGAAAUAUCAAGUUGACCAUCAAAAUUGUGUGUGUUCAUUCUGUUGAAAUAUCAAAUUUACCAUAAAAUUUGAAUAUGUUCAUUCUGGUGAAAUAUCAAAUUUACCUAAAAAUGUGCCUGUUCAUUCUGGUGAAAUAUCAAGUUGAACAUCAAAUGUGUGUCUGAUGAUUCUGAUGAAGUAUCAAAAUGACGUUUUAAUUGUCAUUCAGUGUUUUGUUGGUUUCUUUUUCUUAGUAAUGGUUGAAAAUAACUUUAUACUGGAGAGGCCGUGUACAAGAUGUUCUGUCUUGUCAUUGUAAGGCUGUGCAGCGGCAUGAAGGGAUAAAUUAUGUAGGCAGUAGAGUAAAUGGGGCAUCAAUCACACCAUGGACCCGUAACUCUGGUAAAUAAUAAAUAUUAUUGUUAAACUUUUCAAUGUUUCACCACCAUGUUUAAUUUUGAAAGUUUCUUUCUUUAUUCUAACAUUUCAUUUUCUUAAAAUGCACCAAAUAUUUGUAUAACCCUUUUCACUCCUCUGUUCUAUGUUUACUCAGAAUUUCAAUUUUGUAUGUAUACGAGGAUUUAGCUAUAUACACGUUGGAUAAAGCUAUUUAUAUGUUGGAUGUAUGUUUUGUUGUGUAGACUGGUAAAUGAAGUUAUAAUGUUAAUUUUGUUGACAAAUAUUUUGUUUAUACUUAAAAUAAAAUUGUUAUUGUAAAACA
Molecule: messenger RNA, 19910 nt
Organism: Lymnaea stagnalis (great pond snail)
Lineage: Eukaryota; Metazoa; Mollusca; Gastropoda; Lymnaeidae
Source: the annotation of a GenBank genome assembly